Messenger RNA from Fundulus heteroclitus (mummichog), 1646 nucleotides. RefSeq lists its product as uncharacterized. Gene Ontology annotation, biological process: positive regulation of ERK1 and ERK2 cascade; T cell activation; interleukin-15-mediated signaling pathway. The coding region runs from base 53 to 1573 and encodes 506 amino acids. The transcript has 8 exons. Gene Ontology annotation, cellular component: membrane raft; external side of plasma membrane. Lineage: Eukaryota; Metazoa; Chordata; Actinopteri; Cyprinodontiformes; Fundulidae. The record is from RefSeq and is a predicted model, not a curated record. Gene Ontology annotation, molecular function: protein tyrosine kinase binding; MHC class II protein binding.
AUUUUCAUCCAUUAAUUCAGAGACAAAGAGGAAAUAACAUCAGUUCUUUCAGAUGUGCAGCAGAGAAAAGUCUCUCAGUGUUCAGCAGCUGAUAGAAGGACAGGAGAUGUUGGUUCUGGAACUGGUUCUGAUCGUUGUGCUUCAGUUUGAAGGCAACAGAGGAGGAGAACUUCAUCUCUAUCACAGAUCUGGAGAUGAUGUCGUUCUAACUUGUAACAGUCCUUCAUCUUCUUACUCAUGCUCCAAUGUUACCUGGUUUUACAGCACAGAUACAAGAUCAGCCUCUCUGUCAGAGGUUCAGAAUGGAAAAGUUGAUCAGAGUUCACCUCGAGCUGCCAGGUUAAAUGUGGACAGUAACUGCUCUCUGAUCAUCAACAACAUCACUGCUGAGGAUGCUGGAGCCUACGCCUGUCGAUUUGGUUCAGGAACCACCUUUGAUGGCAUUGUGCUUCUGAGUGUUUUGACCAUCUCUCCAUCUCCACCAGGUGCUGAUCCAACAAAGGAUGAAGAUUUCACAUUACAGUGUUCUCUGGUCAGAUUCAGUGAGUUGGGUCCUUGUCCAGAGAAGAGCCUCCUCUGGGUGGAUGAGACAGGAAGUGAGCUGCUUGGUGAAGGUGUUGGGUUCAAGUCUGGAGGACAGACUGGCUGUGAUACUUAUAUCAAUGUGAAGCUUCAGAGCAGCAGCAACAGAAGAUACACCUGCCAGUUUGUUGAGGGAGACACAGUGAAGGUAGAAGCUCACUACACACCUGUGUUUAAAGUUAUCAGGGGAGAAGGAGUCCAUAUCUACCACAGAGCUGGAGAUGAUGCUGUUCUGUCCUGUAAAAGACCUUCAUCAUCUCGCUCAUGCUCCGCUGUUGACUGGUUUUAUACGACAGCUGAAAACAUGGAGCGUCAACAUGAAGUUCAUGGAGGAAAAGUUCAGAGUUCAGCUCGAGCUGCCAGGCUGAGGUUGGACAAUAACUGCUCUCUGAUCAUCAACAACAUCUCUGCUGAGGAUGCUGGACGUUACACCUGUCAGCUUUGGGAUGGAGGACGCUUUGACACGGAUGUGCAUUUAAACAUGAUGAGCAUCUCUCCAUCUCCACCAGGUGCUGAUCCAACAAAGGAUGGAGAUUUCACAUUACAGUGUUCUCUGGAGAGAUCCAGAGGGUUGGGUCCUUGUCCAGAGAAGAGCCUCCUCUGGGUGGAUGAGACAGGAAGUGAGCUGCUUGGUGAAGGUGUUGGGUUCAAGUCUAGAGGACAGACUGGCUGUUAUUCUGAUCUCACUGUGAAGCUUCAGAGAAGCAGCAACAGAACAUACACCUGCCAGUUUGUUGAGGGAAACAUCAUGAAGAUAGAAGCUCACUAUCCGCCUGUGUUUAAAGCUUCCACUGACUGGUCUCCUCUGAGCUUCAUCAUGAUGACUCUGAGGAUCACAGCACUGAUUCUGAUGGUUGGAAUCACUGUUGGUAUCAUCAGAACCAGAGGAAGCAAAAAACCACAGAAAGACAUUAAUGUUCAUGAUGCUGUUGAUGAUGACCCAGUGGACUAUGAAAAUGAUGAAGAACGUUCUGCUGCCACAUUCUGCUGACCUUCAUCACAUCAGUUACAGUUUAUACAAAAAUAAUGUUUUAUUUUCAUAUUGCAUCUAUAAACAUGUUUGA